GUGUGCGAAUGUGUAAAAAGUAUGCUUUAAUGGAAUAACAACAAACGGGAUUGCCGUCCGAUAAACAGUUCUGUUCGUGCUGUUUCUGCGGUGCCGAGCCAACGCUUUGUAGUUCUCCUCGGUGAAGCGGCGACCAGUUAAGUGAAAAAGGAAAGUAUAUGGAGGAGUAAAUGGUGUCGCGCGAAAAGUGCCCCUGAACAGCGCAAAAUGAAGUGUCCCGCAAGCUGCGCCGGGAGGGCACGCGAGUACAAUUUCGACCGCGAUCGUACGGGGAAUCACGCCAGAUGGAAGCUUUAAGGCGCUACGCGCAGUUAGCGGAAUUGCUGAAAGAACGUCAAUUUCUUCUGCCGCGGACCCGGUACACUUCCGGAGAAUGGACGAGGUUGGAUUCCGGAAACGACAGGUGUGGGAGGAACACCGGGAUCGCCAGGAUGCAGGAGCGACAAGAUUCCAGGUGCACAGGAUAGAAUGAAUCAUCGGGAGGACUCGCAGUUGCAGCAUAGCCACCGUUUGCUGCAAUUGGCGUCGAACAUCAAACCUGGCCGUGGCAGCGGGAAGAGACGUGGACAGAGGCAUGGUUUCGGGUCCAGCAACGGUGGACCGAGCCGCGUGACGCUCCAGGAUAUCGUCAGGAACGAUCCCGGAUAUACGCCGAACAUCGAGCACUUGGUGUUCCCGGAGCGCAAGAGCAGCAAUCCGAAUUUGACGGGCGUCGAUGGCUCGCCGCCAAAUAAAUCCAAGUCAAAUGCGACGCGAUCCAGGCUCGCCGAGGUCUUCGCUCGGCAUUACGCGAGAGGAUCCUCGCAGGACUCGUCGGUUACGUCCCGAAAGAAUCACGUGAAUAGCACGUCGCUGGAUAGUGGGAGCGCGAUAGGUCAUCAGCCGGGGUCCGGCGGGCCCACGGUGGUGACGCGGAAUGCCGGGCGCCGCUGGCUCUCGCAGAACUCGCAAUCCUCCAGACAGCACUCGGCCGAGGAUGGGGUACGUGGGGGCAACGUGGGCGUCGGAGGGCCCGUUUCGACCUUGUCCUCGAGCCAGGCCCCCGGCCAGGCCGCGCCUCCCGCCCUGCCGCCGCGCAGAGUCAGUCCGGCCGCGGAUACCAGCGAGAUCACCAACGCGGGUCCUAUCCCGCGUGUCGACAGGGGCCCAAACGUGUCGAUUCUCCAUCUCCGAAACGCGUCGGCGGACCCUUGGGAGGUCGGCUCUCAAGGCUCCUCGUACAGCGUCGGCAGCAACAAGAGUCAGACAGCGAGCGGCAGAGGGAAAUCCAGCGGGAACGCGCGUGGAUCCUACAGCCGCGGUAGCUCGAUACCAUCCCUGAAACGUCACGACACGUCCACGUCGGCCACGCCGACGUCGAGUCUCAAGCAGCAUCGCCAAGACGGCCACGGUCAGGUCUCCAGUUCCCGUCGGCGCGAUGCCGUAAACUCCUUCCUCUCAGGCAACAGCGGCACUUCCGGCGAGCUGUUUAUCAGCGGCAACUGCAGCCGCGAACUCUCGCCCGUGCGAUGGUGCGAUCGCGAGGUCGACGGCGUCUACCUGGGCCGCUCCGGCUGGGUGCAAGUGCAGCAGCGGUCCCUCGACGAGAAUCGCCGCGCCAACUACGAGAGCAACCUGGUGACCGCGACUACCGGCACUCUGCCGUUGUCGCGACGGGCGGCGGUCAAGUUGGCGGACUACCACUGCAACAGCGAGCCGAGCAAGUGUCCGCAGGACUUCACCAGGGGAAUGGACUCGCAGCGACCCGACUUCCUCGCGCUGCACAGCCAGGACUACGACCCCAUCACUACCAGCGCCUGCACGUCGCCGCACAGCAUCCCGGAGUCCUUUUCCCCGCCGUCGAUCACGCCGAUUAUAUCACCGCCGCCGGCGUUCCAGGACGCCGUCGCCGGCAAGAAAUCUUCCUCCUCCAGGCAUUCGUCUUCCUCCGCCGUGCGCAGCAACUACGGCAGCAAGGCUCCUUUCCUACCGCGAUCGAACGCCAUUGUCGAUAGCGACAUCAUCAGUCCGCCACCGUCGCCGCCGCCUCACCAGGUCAACUGGAGCUCUCUGCCGUCCAGGAAGAAUUCCGGCUUGGCGUCCUCCAGAUCAAAAAGACAGAACACCAGUCAGCAGCAGCAGCAGCAACAGCAGCAGCAAUACCGCAUGGCGCAGGCCAAGUCCCUGGAAGAUCAGUCAUCCUCCAGAAGGUCGCAAUUUGCGCAGAGGUACAUCGAAUCGUCCAGCUCGUCGUCGUCAUCGAUGGGAUUCAGAAGCCUUGACAGUUGUGUCACAAAACCCAUUAUGCCUAGUCUAGCGGAGAACACGGAUUCUUCGGUAGAGGGAUAUGAAGAUGGCGACGAGGAUGAUAACCCUAGUUCAUCCUUAAAUCUCAGUCUGGUGUCGACGUCGGCUCUUGCGUUGAAUUCGUCCACGGAAUCGAUUCGCGCCAACGGCGAACGAAUAUCCCCCAACAGGCAAGGGAGAAUCCACAGAAACCAACAGGGGCUCCGCAGAUCGCCCGGAUCCUCGGAGUCGGGCAAACAGAUGUUCAACUCGCCCUCCUCGUCGUCCUCCUCGUCCAGCAACGAGGGACGACAGGGGCGGUCACCCACGCCUAAUCUAUUCAGACGCGGCAAUCCCGCGCGACAGCACCAGAGCGCUAGGGCCAAUCAGGUGUCGCCCGAGUCUCAUCAGUCCAGAGUUAGAAGAUCCAGAAGUCUCCAAUUGCCGGAGAAAAGGUCGCCGGGAACGACGGGUCCGCAAAGAGAUCAUUCCCGAGAGCAGAAUGAGGCGCACCGCGUCGUAGUGAAGAUUGUGAAUGACCGGGGAAGCGACAGGUCCAAGCGCCAUGUUCUUCAGAACAGGAAAGCUCAGUCCACCGACGACACCAUAAACGAGAAUCUCUUCCGCGAACCGGAGAUGGUGACCGAAUAUCUGUAUGGCACGCGUAGUCGCGUCGUGCCGAGAAACAUGCUGUCCAGCCGCUAUGAGCGUCGCGACGAGAGCAGAGACCAGGAGCAGAGACGGGGCAACUCCAACACGUAUGACGUCUACAUCAUAUCCUCCAAGCAGCAGCAGCAAUCGUCGAAAGCGUCGAAUUCCUCGCAGUCCCAGCAGCAGCAGCAGCAGCAGCAGCAGCAGCAGCAGCAACAGUCGCAGCAGCAGCAACAGCAGCAGCAGCAGCAGCAAUCAAGGCGACCGCGGACGCUGCAGAGAGGUGCUACAACGCCAAACGCGAGCGCGCCAUCCACCAAUCAAGACUUUUGCAUCAGUCCGGACACAAAACUGCGCUGCAACAGCAGCACGUGCGACUUCUGGCCGCACUGCUCGCAAAGGGAAACCCUGUACUCGCCGAAUCAGGCGGCACCGCCGGUUUUCAUGAAGCUGUCGCAGAGCUAUCCGGCACAUCAGCGACUCUCUACCGACGCUGGUAGCCACCGCGGAAGUGCCAGUUCCUCGCCGGCCUCCCUCGAGCGGAUGGACGAUCGGGAGCUCCGCGAGAGAGACAACAGAGAGAGGAAGAGCAGGAGCAGCCAGCAGGGCAAGAAUCAGGAGAGACCCAAGAGCGUGCUCAAACAGGCCAACAGAUGGUCGCCGUUGGAGGGAAGCAACGGGAACGGCUCCGGGACGGAGAAGAGGGAGCAGCUGCACCACCGAGUGUACCGGAAGCCCGAUUUGCCGGGCACCUACGAGGGCGCCGACAGCAAGGACAGGAGGGUGUCGCCCAUCCAAGGGAAGAACGUCGCCAAUAGAUCGCCGAGCGGCGGCCCGAUCAUCUCCUCGUCGACGACCACCUCGUCGUCCUCGAGCAGCGAUAUCUGGAUCACCACGUCGGAUCGCACGGUGACGAAGAGCCCGCGUAACGCGAAGAGCUCCGGUGCGUCCACGCCGCUGGAGGACGCCGUGAUCGGCUCGCUCAAGACGCUGAUAGAACCGGCGAAGGACGGCACGCUGUCCCGGCCCGGUAGCGCACCCACCCGAGGCGAGGACUCGCACACGGGCGACAUCGUCCUGGACCCUCAUCAGCGAUCCUUGUCGCUGCCCAAGUCCUUCCUGGCGCACAACACGGCGGACGGAUCGACAUCCUGGCAGCGGGGACACGAAUCCCAGCGAUCCAGCCCUAGUCCCAGCAGGCUACGUCGCGCGCAGGAUGCGGCCGCGUCUCACACAGCCCCCGUUUCGCCUUUGCACGACUACAGAACGAGUGGCCACGCCGGGAAGGAGAGACGACGAAUUCCCGGUCUCAGCAAAGCUCAGCGGCGGAUCAAAGCGUCCAGCACCCCGGCGCUUUUAGAUAGAAACCACGACAGUCGACAAUGGUCCGGCGACGAGGAGGACGAGGGGACGAGAACGGGCCACGUGACAACCGAGCACCCCUUGGCCGAGGCCACGAUCCCUCUGGUCAGUCAUUCCAGGCUGCAGGAGCCGCCGUCCGUCCUGAAUGUCGCCAAUGUGCCCACCGGCGGAAGUCAGAAUGCUGCGCAUCGCGCGCAGAGCCAGCAAGAGAGCGUGUUGCAGAAAUUCCGUAAGAGCUUCUCGCUGAGGUUCCACAAGAAGGGCAGUAAGGAGAGCAACGAGGAAUGCCCCGCGGAGGACAACGACGGCACCGGGCCGCUGGACGAGGAGGAGAGCACGGAGACGCCCUCCGUAACCACGUCCGACCAGAGCAGCCAGCACAAAGACGAUUCUAGCAAUGACCAGAAAUUCCGAUUCGGCCCGCUCGUCUGGAGGAGCAGCAAGGAGAGGAAAAAGGGCAACAAAGCCGCCCGAAACGCCAAGUGCAACAGCGGAGACAGCGGUAUACAAAUCGAGAUGGUAUCUGGUGGAGCGUUGACUGGGGGCAGCGGCGGCGGAGUGAUGGGCGGCGGUGACAGUUCCGAGUCCCACGAUACGGAUGACAUUCCCGACGACACCGACAGCCCUCCGGCUCUUCGCAGACGAGUUGCCGAUAAAUUGCGGCCCCAGUCCGAGCUCAUCAACCAGAUACUGAUUGACAAGUUCAAGACGGAUUUACAGACCCGUGCGUCGCGACAUAAUCACGUGCGUCGCACGAACAGCGACCUAGGGGGGCAGAGGUUGCUCCAAUGGGACACGAGGUCCGGAUACGUUCACAAUUAUCGCAGGAUGCUGUCGACCCCGUCGCCGAUCAAGACGAGACCGCCCAGGCUCAGCCCGAGGCACUCCUCCCAUGAUAUCGUUACGCUCAGAAGUAACGCGAAAGGGAGGAGUUCUCGGACAAAUUUGAGGCGGUCGCUUAGCCAGCCACUGGGAAUCAAUCAGCUCUCGCCGCUGAUGCGCGCCAAAACCGCAGUAGGCGCAAGAUUGCCCGGUGGCAAUGUGCUAUCAGAGGACGAGCAGGAUGGAAGAGCCGGAACAUCGGAGGACGACGAGAUGAUGUCCGAUUCCGAGUCAUCGAUCGCUUCUCUGACGGAUAAGAAGAAGUCAUUCGAGCAGACGAUGGAUGAGGAAAUCGUCAUGUUGGCUGAGGCUGUUUGGGACCAUGUGGCAAUGGAGCCAGAGGAGUUAGCUUUUCGCGCCGGGGAUGUUAUCGACGUCCUCGAUACACUGGACAGGGAUUGGUGGUGGGGCAGCUGCAGAGGAGAGCACGGAUGGUUUCCGGCCGCUUUUGUCAGAUUACGCGUGAGCCAAGAGGAUACGGUGGAGGAUUGCCUGGCCGCAAUGGCCUCGGGAGGAUCCUCCGGUGCUCAACUCAGGAGGCGGACAAGCAUCUCCCUGCUCUCGAACGAGCAAGUGAGGGCCAGCGUGGUGCGCGAGCUCGUCCACACCGAGCGCGACUUCGUUAAGGUCCUGCGCGACGUGGCCGAGGGUUACAUCAAGGAAUGCCGCAGGCGCACGGACAUGUUUACCGAGGAGCAGAUCGAGACGAUUUUCAUCAACCUCGAGGAGCUCCUAGAUUUUCAGUCCGAGUUCCUCAAGGAUCUCGAGGACCGCGUCAACUGGGACGCGCCAUACAUGAGCUGCGUCGGCGAGAUCUUCCUCAAUCAUAGGGCGGGUUUUCGCAUGUAUUCCGAGUACUGCAACAGCCACCCAAUGGCCACGGCGACGCUGCAGGAGCUCUAUCAGCACAAUCGUUAUAGCAAAUUUUUCGAAGCCUGUCGACUGAUGAGGGGUCUCAUAGAGAUCCCCUUGGACGGAUAUUUAUUGACGCCUAUCCAACGAAUAUGCAAAUACCCCCUUCAACUGGCGGAGCUACUGAAAUAUACGAAGACCGAUCAUCCGGAUUAUCACAAGAUCCAAGAGGCCUUGGAAGCGAUGAGGGACGUCGCGGUAUUGAUCAACGAGAGAAAAAGGCGGAUGGAAAGUUUGGAGAAGCUGGCCGCGUGGCAAAUGCGCGUAGAAGGUUGGGAGGGUGAGGAUCUCAUAGAAGUUUCGUCGCAACUUAUUUAUCAAGGUGAUGCGAUGAGAGUGAAGACCGGCAUGUGGACGAAUAACAUCACGUUAUUCCUCUUUGAUCAUCAACUGGUCUACUGCAAGAAGGACAUUCUCAAGCGCAACACAUACGUCUACAAAGGUCGCAUCUAUCUCGACACCAGCGAGGUCAUUGAUGUGCCCGAUGGAAAAGACCUUCAAUCGGGGGUGACAGUGAGGCAUUGCCUGAAGGUGUACAGCUGCGUCCGGGACAAAUGGCUGCUGUUCUGUUGCCGCACAGCGGAGGAGAAACGACGAUGGCUAGCGGCGAUGGCCGAGGAACGAAGACAGGUGGCUCAAGACAGAAACGACGGGUUGGAGUUUCCAGCGGCAGCUAGGCAGCUCGCCAGGCUCGCCGCCAACAGGCAGCAGAUCAGACCACCGAUCAAACCUCGCAACAAAACCUACAAGAGGGAAUCUGCUUACGAGAUGCCCACGACAAUGAUCGGCCAAGGCACCACGAAUUCGCUGGGACGUAAGGUGGGGACCUGGUUCAUGUUUGGUAGCAGCAAGAAAAGCGCGCGGCUUCAACCGUCCUGAGACAGGCCUACCUUCGUACCGUAUAUUGACCUGUAAAGCUGCGGCUAACGACGCUGCAUCGUCCUGUCGAUAUCCUGGCGCGAGACACCAGGAUAUCGAUUGCUUCGAAACCUGGAAAUCUUUGCGAGCAGACGUGUGAAGAUAUAUUUGUUAACCGAUAUUCCAAUCGUGGUAAAAUGGCACUGUUCAUCUUGCAACCGGUUGAAACGUGGAAAUUAUCUUCUGUGCAUCGACAAACGAGCCACUGCGAUCGCUAGGAUUUCGUAGGCACCGAGGAUGAACAGCGCCUCGUCAUGUGUACGGCACGAAGGUGUUUAGAUAAUUCAUAAGUGAAUUUUGUCCGACGACGUAUACCUCUUCUUCUAAGGCAGGGAAAGUAAUCGCAAUCGAUUUCAUCAUCCCAUCUCGAUCAUCGUCCAUGAAGAGCGAUCCGCAAAAUAGAGGAAACUUCCAAUGAUCUUUCAUUCACUGCCUCUCUCACGAAAACAGACGCUUCUCUCUAUCAAUCAGAUGUCAUCGUCCAGUUUAGAUACUUGUAGACAAAAGUCGCUCAUUAUGCCUAACUAGAAUUUUGAGUCUUCGAAUCAGUGCUCGCCUAACUCUUAGAACUUAAAGCAAUGUUCGAUCAUCUUCGACGUGACGUUACGACGGCGCCCAGUCUGAAGAGCACCGUCCGUAGAGAAAACGUCUCGGAGAAGAAAAAUAUUUGUUACGAGCUGAGAGAGGUGUAUAAUCGAUCUUGUAGAUAUUUGGCGUUAAAAAUUACCGUUAAUAAUAGCGAACACGGGAGUACAUUAGGGAAGUAGAGACAUAGAGAAGUAGAUAGUAAAUGUAUAAAGUCAAUAGUGGGCUUCUGAAGUACUAAAGAGAAAGUACUAGUCAUUCUUCAUCGCGAAUUCUUGAUGAAUGCCGAUGAAACAUCAUAUAUAUAUAUAUGAUGUAUUGUUACACGCGCAAUCGCUUUUUUGGGUCGAGAAGCUGGCAUGGUACGUCGCACGGCUGUAUUUUUUAUGAUAAUCGAAAGACUGACCGACCGAGAUGCUUCCUCGGGAGGGAACCUUGAGGUUGUAAUUUUGAGAGAGAAAUGCGACGGGAUCGAUUAGGAAGUAUCUGAAUUGAAUUCGUUAAACAAACUUCGCCUUUCGUCUAGAUUACUUGAUCGUUGUUUCGACAACUUACUUUUGCCGACCAAUUUUGUGUGCGUUACAACGAGAACUAAUAGCAACAAUAUACAGUUCCACGCGAGCGUUAACAGAAGUUCGAUCACCAAAUCUAUGUUGAUUGGUUUCGCGAGGAAAUUCCAAUCGGUCGAUUCCGCACACCACUUUACUCUCAACGAAACAUGUAGACGUAUUUCGUAGAGAAAAUCUCCGGCGAGCUAUGCAAGGUAACUCUAACUGCCUAACUAAUGUUCGUUAUUUCGCAUCGUAAUCGUAAUAUUUGUAGUAGUUUGUACCGAGUUGCGAACGACGGGAGGACAAGAGGACGAGAGGAUGAAACGCGGGGGCGAAGGAGAGGAAAUUUUAUGUUUACGCGAAACAACGCAGUAUUACCCAUACGAAGAAAAGUGAUUAAACAGGAUAUGUAAAUACUCGCAUAUCACGCCUCCUUAUCCGACUGCGAUACGAAGCGCCCAAGCUUUCAAAAAGGGGGGAAAAAGACGAAAAAGAAGGAAGGAAGAAAGAGGAAAGGGGAGAAGAUCGCGAGAAUCUCUCUCAAGUUUUUCUACUCUUGUACAGACAGAUGUAUGAAGACUUAGCAACGAGAAAAUAAUAUUUGUCAGCCAGCAGAAGAACCUCUGUGUUAUUAAUAAUAUGUGCAUAUUAUCUAUGCGGUCCCUUAACAAAAUGUUCGAUCUUGCAGUUUUAACGACUUAAUCACGGAUUCUGAAAGUUUUCAACACUGCCAAUAAGUUUAAAGAAAUACGUCUUUGUGUUCGUUAGAAUUGUUUGUUCGGUCUUUUAUAGAAAAAGAGACCGGUGUAAUUUCAAUUUUUUUCUCUCUCUCUCUCUCUCUCUACACACAUAUACGAGGGACAAACGCGACUAUUCUUUUUGAUAUUUAUGGUCUAAAGGGGUGUAGCACAAGCAUGAGCGGGGCGACAUUUGCGUUUUGUAUAACAUAGAAAGGUAUAUUUUUACUUAUUUCCCAACAGCGUAAUUUACUAUACGACGAGGACAAUAUAAUGAUAAAAGAAUGGAUCAAGAUUCCUACUGUACAGAGAGAUCAUUAGCCUGUUGAUGUUUAGACUUAGGAGAGGCGCAAUUUGUUGCUGGACCCAACUCAUUUCAGAGUUAUUUUUAUAGGAGAAAUGACUCAUUGGUUGGAAUGUGAUUUUUUUUACAAGUAUCGCUAUUAUACGUGGACUGCUUUAAUGGCCAAUGUAAGUAUAGGGACGGGGCGUAACUUGUUAAGGAUAAGAAGCAGGGGGGGGAUCCCGAGCAACACGAGAUCUAAAGGACAUUCCCUCGGAGGAACGUCUACUGGACAGUUUCACUAGAUAUUCUUUUGACGACAUUCGUGUGGCCUACGGGACACGAUAUUGUGUAAUGCAUAAGUAAGCACAACUUUUCACGAACAUUUCAUGAAACUGCACUUGCACUCUCACGACGGAGAAGUAAUCGAAAAUCCGUGAAAAUUCGUACUCAUGAGCUCUCUCGCUCUCUCUUUCUCUCUCUCUCAUGUAUUAGCAGGUGAAUUACAUAUCUAACGCAAUCUCGACACUGAUUACUUUAUACCUCGGAGAAUACUACCCUCCCCUCCCCCCCUUUUUUUCAGAAAUCGUGUUUUCUCCCGGAAAACAUACAAGCAAAAUCUGCACAAAACUCUUGAGGAAAUGCGCUUGGAAGCAAUAAGUAUUAAAUUAAGCGUUAUUGUUAUGAUAAUUUAGGCUGUUACGUACGUAUAACGCAUUUGAAAGCGCGAUUAUAUUUUCCCUGAGGAUUUGAUAUCGAUAAUCGAGUGUAUGCGUACACUCCGACGACGGAGUAAGCAGAGCUACCUUUUCUUUUCUUCCGUAGCGAGAUCGCGCUACGCCGACGACGCAAGAUGGAAAAGGACGGAUAACGCAUGAUAUCGCUGUGUUUUCUGUAUAUAUAGACGUAUUUUGUAAGUGUAAAUACCGUAGAGCUACUCUCACGUUAGAGAUGAUAACUUCAGCCCGUUUUGUAGCGACUAAGUGAAACCUAUACUGUUAAGCAAUAUAUCUGACGUUCGUAUAGUUGGUUACUGAUUAAACGGUGAUAUCAUUUUGUAUAUUUGUAUAUCUCUUUAAUUUAAUCAUCUUGACGAUGAUCCGUCAUUGCGAGAUCGAUUGUUCGUGUUAUAAUUAUUGUUUGCGAUAUGUAACAAUAGCACGUUACAAUAUGAUUGUCAGUUUUUCAAAUAUGAACAUACACAUAUAUAUACAUACAUAUACAGGAUAGUGCGCAAAGCUCGAUAGAGCUCCCUUUCGCCAACAGAUUCUGUAGAACAUUUCAAGACGAAAAUCCUCGUGUAAAAAUACCGAGGCUAUUGCGGCUUUUAAGGACGUACAUCGCUAAAUCGAUUUUCUAUGUAUUCGGGUUUCAAAUUUGGACCACAAGCCAUUAUUAUUAUAUCAAUAGUGUUAUAUAUAUAUAUAUAACACUAUUAUAUAUAAUAUAUUAGAUUAUAUAUAACAUUAUAUGUUAUUUAUUUUAGUUACAUAUAUAUAUUAAUAGUGUUAUCUAUAUGCCUGUUCAAUUUGAUAAACCGUAUCCGUACCAAAGUCGAGAUAUUCAAUAUCAAAGUUACUCGUACAGGCGAAACGUGUUCUACAGAGAUAUUUUAAUUUAUCGCGAUAGAAAUUGUUUAUGUAUUUUGCUGAAACAACUAAUUGUAAACUAUGAUGCAUAAUGAUAUUAGGAAUUAUAUAUUACAAGAUAGGGAUGCGUAGCCGUACCGUUUACGCGUAAUUGUAAUCCGAAGUUCUCCAUCUGACGAUAUUUCGAAGCGUGUCGGUCAAUACAUUCGCAAAGGCAACAUUGUCAGAUGUUCGUUUUUCACAAAGCGUGCUGGUCGUAGACUUAUACAAACAGACUGCGCGUCCCGUGAGAAGAAUUGAAGACUGCAUUAAAAUGAGAGAAAACAAUA
Molecule: messenger RNA, 11064 nt
Organism: Vollenhovia emeryi
Lineage: Eukaryota; Metazoa; Arthropoda; Insecta; Hymenoptera; Formicidae
Gene: RhoGEF3
Exons: 23
Coding region: 469-6951 (2160 amino acids)
Biological process (GO): intracellular signal transduction
Cellular component (GO): cytoplasm
Molecular function (GO): guanyl-nucleotide exchange factor activity; protein binding
Source: RefSeq, a predicted model, not a curated record